GUAAAACUUGCGACCUGGAUUUUUGGCAGUAAGAAUUAAGCAAUUUCCAGAACCACAGGGACAAGAUUUCUCAACCAGAUUAUCAUUUUCUCCGCCUACUCGUGUUAACCAGUGAGUCCAGUUCUCUCAAUUUAAUCGUCAAAACCAAAUUUUUUAUAACUACUUCCCACUCAACACAAGACACAACGAACGUUACCUCAGUUUCUCCGCCUUUUCUCUCUCUAUCAUCCCCAUAUAUAAACUCUGUCUCUGUCCUUCUCCCCUCUGAAUCUCUUGUUUCCUCGCAUUACUUUCUCUUUCCAAAUUCUCAAUUUCUCUUCUCUUAGAAAAGAAAAUGGCAACACUUUUACAAGGAAUCGGAGCCGCGGCUGCUUUAUCCUCAACUUCUUUGGAUUCCAAGAGAUUUGAGGUUUCUUCUCUCAAAUCCCUUCCAAUUCAAACAGCAAGGAAAGGAAGGGUUUUUGUUGUCAGAUCUGAUUCAAGAGAUAUAACUUUGGGAUCAUCUAACAACAAAGCUCGUUCUUCGCCGAAAUUGGUUGCUAAUGCAGUUGCAACUAAGAAUGAAGGUUCCACUGCAUCAACCACAUCUAAACCUGGGCAUGAGUUGUUACUUUUUGAAGCCCUCCGAGAAGGCCUUGAAGAAGAAAUGGACAGAGAUCCAACAGUAUGUGUUGUGGGGGAAGAUGUUGGUCACUAUGGAGGCUCUUACAAGGUGACCAAGGGCCUAGCCACAAAGUUUGGAGAUCUUAGGGUUCUUGACACUCCAAUCGCAGAGAACUCUUUCACAGGAAUGGCUAUUGGGGCUGCCAUGACUGGCCUACGGCCGGUUAUUGAAGGAAUGAACAUGGGUUUCCUUCUUCUGGCUUUCAACCAAAUUUCCAACAACUGUGGAAUGCUACAUUAUACCUCAGGUGGCCAAUUCAAAAUUCCAGUAGUCAUCCGUGGGCCUGGAGGUGUAGGACGCCAGCUUGGAGCAGAACACUCGCAACGUCUUGAAUCAUAUUUCCAGUCGAUUCCUGGAAUUCAAAUGGUUGCUUGCUCAACUCCUUACAAUGCCAAGGGAUUAAUGAAGGCUGCUAUCCGAAGUGAGAAUCCUGUGAUUCUCUUUGAGCAUGUUCUCUUGUACAAUCUCAAGGAGAGGAUCCCAGAUGAGGAAUACAUUUGCUCACUAGAGGAGGCUGAGAUGGUGAGGCCUGGAGAACACAUUACGAUUCUCACUUACUCUCGCAUGAGGUACCACGUGAUGCAAGCGGCGAAGACCUUGGUUAACAAGGGUUAUGAUCCCGAAGUAAUUGAUAUUAGGUCAUUGAAGCCAUUUGAUCUUCAUACCAUUGGAAACUCAAUUAAGAAGACUCACCGUGUUCUGAUUGUUGAAGAGUGCAUGAGAACUGGUGGAAUUGGUGCCAGUUUGACAGCGGCAAUUAAUGAGAAUUUCCAUGAUUAUUUGGAUGCCCCUGUUAUCUGUUUGUCUUCACAGGAUGUACCAACUCCGUAUGCUGGGACAUUGGAGGAAUUCACUAUUGUCCAGCCAGCCCAGAUUGUUGCUGCUGUAGAGAAGCUCUGCCAGUAAUUACCCACAGCAACAGCGGCAGUGUAGUUUCUGGUAAAGAUUUUUCUUUCUUCUUUUUGGAAUUUCCCUUCAAAUAUGUCCCUUUACAGCUUGUUCUUAGUGACAAUUUUCUUUUCUUCUUUAUUUUUGUGAUGAAGUUUCAUUUAUGGUGAUUAGGUUUGUUCGUAACUUAUUAUUGAAAUCAAGUUGAAGGUUUUUCUUCAGUUAUUGCUCAAACAUGGGUUCAUUGUUUCUUUCAUUCUUCGUCUCCCCUACUGCACUUUAGAGUAGGGAACGGAUCUGUUGACACAUGAAAUGGUAAUUGUUCAUUCAUUGUUCC
Molecule: messenger RNA, 1889 nt
Organism: Papaver somniferum (opium poppy)
Lineage: Eukaryota; Viridiplantae; Streptophyta; Magnoliopsida; Ranunculales; Papaveraceae
Product: pyruvate dehydrogenase E1 component subunit beta-3, chloroplastic-like
Exons: 4
Coding region: 335-1570 (411 amino acids)
Biological process (GO): pyruvate decarboxylation to acetyl-CoA
Molecular function (GO): pyruvate dehydrogenase (acetyl-transferring) activity
Source: RefSeq, a predicted model, not a curated record